This is a messenger RNA of Mucor velutinosus, 261 nucleotides long. It is a transcript of the gene WBP1, whose product is annotated as oligosaccharyl transferase glycoprotein complex, beta subunit. The coding region runs from base 1 to 261 and encodes 86 amino acids. The record is from RefSeq and is a predicted model, not a curated record. NCBI's taxonomy places the organism in Eukaryota, Fungi, Mucoromycota, Mucoromycetes, Mucorales, Mucoraceae. The transcript has 2 exons.
AUGUACCUGUUUCUUUACGAUACAGAGACUUUGCCAACUGCUACUACAACCGCAGAAGACAACGAUAUUGUUGGUAACGACAAUGCCAGCAUAGUGUCCGAUGAAACGAGAUCAACCAAACGCUCCAAAACAAUCAGGGACGGAAGGGAGUUCUUUACCAAAAAGGCUCUGAAGCAGAUUGACUCCUGGAAAGCCGAGAUGAUCACGGCAAAGGAGGAUCUGGCUGAAAGAGCUGCUCUUUGUACUGGCGAUGAUCGCUGA